Messenger RNA from Priceomyces carsonii, 2394 nucleotides. RefSeq lists its product as uncharacterized. The record is from RefSeq and is a predicted model, not a curated record. Lineage: Eukaryota; Fungi; Ascomycota; Pichiomycetes; Serinales; Debaryomycetaceae. The transcript has a single exon. The coding region runs from base 1 to 2394 and encodes 797 amino acids.
AUGAUGGGUCGAUCGCUUUCAUAUGUUUUCGAGAGGUUAUUUGUUCUUGUUUUAGUGGUCAAUACUGUUUAUCUAGCUAGCUGCUAUGUGCACUUUUCAGAGAAUGGUAUCGUCUUUAAAGAUAACCUGAAGGGAGAAGUGCAGCUGGUCAAUGUGGACAUGGAUGCGAAUAAUCCUCUGGCAGAGUCAGGUACUAAUAGCAUAGAUUACUCGAAAGAGAUUGAUGAGUUAUUGAAGGACGUCAAAAAAAAUAAGGAGCGUUAUUGGAUGGUGGACACUAAGUUGAAGGACACGAAGUUGACGAUUAAUCCAUACUUAUUCUUGAAUGAGUCAAAGGACGAAAAUGCAUGGGUUAAUCAAAAUACCUUGUUUUAUGACCCUAGGCUCACGUUGUCGCUAUAUCUUAACUAUAUUAGGACAGAAUAUAAAAAGGGGAAUUUGCUUGAGGACAUUGAAGUUCCUUUCAAUUGGGCAGAUUGGGUUGAUUUGACUCUCUUAAAUGAUGAGUUAAGCAGGCCCAUGAAAAGAAGAAAAGAUUGCGAUUGGUUCAAGAAAUUCACACUCGUGAAUCAAAAUGUCCCUGCUUCAAGGUUGAACUGUAUCUCCAACAAGGACAUUACACCCAAGCUUUUGAACAGUUUGGGAUUUUCCAGACAUGAGCAACUUCCUGGGUUCAUUAGCGUAGACUAUAGUCCAUUCUUUUCGUUCCACAAAGUACGAUUGAUGCAUGCUAAGACAUACACUUACACUGUUCUUCCGAAUCCUAAGGGAUUGAUAUUUUUGAACAAAAAAGGUGGUACUUUUGAGGUCAAUAUUGAAAAAGGCGAUUCAAAGAGAAGUAUCAUUAAAAGUGGGAUGGUGCGGGAGUACAUGAAAAACAAGUUAGAAGGACAUAAUGCUGUGAAGAACUUGAAAGAGACUUUAUUUGGUCAUAAGAUGGUCGUAGAUCCCGUAAAGGAAUUUCGCCAACUCGUGAAAGAUGUUAAACCCACAGUUUUGGAACAAUCAAAUGAUCCAGCAAAGAUGUAUCAAGUUUUACAUGCUAAGAAUGCAUCAAAGGAGUUACACUUAACUCGUGAUAUGUUUCGUUAUACCAAAGAUAAUAUAAGAGAGCAGAUAUUGAAAAUAGAAGAAUUACAAGAUAAAAGGCAAUUAACUACAUACGAAGAGGGUUAUCUCGAUUCCUUAUAUUUAUCAAAGGAAGCUAAUACAAAUACGGAAGUAACAUACUUUAAGCAGGCUGUCCUUGAGGUACGCCGUGACAAGUUGAAUACAAAAAGAGAUCAUGGAUAUCAUUACGACUGGAGAUUUUUUAAUGGAGCAUUAUCCUAUCCUCGCGCAGGUUGGAACGAUCAAGAGUUGGUACUGAGGACAAAUAUUAUUUUAGAUAGGUUGUUGAGAACCUGGUUUCGUUUUGCGGAAGAGAAGGGCUUAGUGUCUUGGAUAAUGCAUGGUCCUCUUUUGUCUUGGUUUUGGAAUGGGUCUAUGUUUCCCUUUGAUGAUGAUAUAGAUAUUCAAAUGCCAAUCAGCGAACUUGCUAGACUCGGUAAGCUUUAUAACCAAACUUUGGUUAUUGAAGAUAUUGAAGAAGGGUAUGGCAAAUAUCUAGUUGAUGUCGGAACCUACAUUCAUAAUAGGGACAUCAGCAAAAAGGCUAACCACAUCGAUGCUAGAUUUAUUGAUGUGGACACAGGUAUGUACAUCGACAUAACCGGAUUGGGAGUAAGUGAUGCUGAAGUUCCUCUGAACUACUACAAAGAUGGCAUUAUUAGCCGACCGGAAGGGGAACAAAAAGUAGAAACAUUUAAUGAUAGGAGAAAACAUUGGUAUACUUUUGAUCAAAUUCUGCCUUUGAAGUAUACCAUGAUUAGCGGUAUUCCUACAUUCGUUCCCAAUGAUAUUCCUAGAAGAUUGACAUUUGAAUAUCCCGAUGGCAUUUCUAGACCGGAAUAUUCAAACUGGCAUUUCAUACCAAAGUUAAACAUGUGGCUCCAGGAAAGUCAACUUCUUUCCGCCUUUGAUGAGAAUGAUUUUAGAAAAUUCUACAAAGAUGUUCCUUUGGGUGUCGAUAAGCAAAAGUUGAUGAAGCUUAUUUUAGAAGUAACUGAUGAACAAGUUUAUAAAUUAUUAAAGAGUGAUGAUGCGAUCUUAUCUGAAUACUACUUGACGAAGCAACUUACUGAAUUACAUAAUAUUGAAUCUGCAUAUUUAUUUAACGCUAAAAAUGAAGAUGGGUCGCUUCAUUAUGAAUCGAAUGAAAAGCUUUUGAAAGAUCCAGCAUUUAAGGCUAAAUACGAUCGUUUUGUGGAAGAUAAUGUUAAAAUCCAUAAGCCAAUUAGAAAGUCAUUAUUUCAGUUCGAAAAAAUCGAGCGUCCAUUGCAUCACAAGAGAUAA